AUGGCCAUCAAGGUGACGAAAGCAGAGACGAAACUAGCCUAUGAUAAGAAGCUAUGCAGCCUCUUGGAUGAGUACAGACAGGCUAUAGAUGUUGUUGAAAUCAUUACCCCAGUUAAGAUGAUAAAGAAAGGAGACAAAGUGGGUUCCUCUAAGGUUACCCUCCUUGCCAAACUUGGGAUAAGGUCCUUCUCAUAUGGGCUUGUGGUUCUCUCUGUCUGUGACAAUGGAUCUAUCUUUAGCCGAGAGGUGCUCAACCUCAUUGAGGAUAGUCUCAUUGACAAGUUUACACCUGGUGUUUCUAUGAUUGCUUUGCUGUCAUUGGCUCUCUCUUACCCAACUAUUGCACCGACGCCUUACAUGUUCAUCGAUGUCUAUAAGAACGUCCUUGAUGUUACUGUCGACACUGAAUACACCUUCAUACAAGUUGAAGGAGUAUCUUAA
Molecule: messenger RNA, 441 nt
Organism: Asparagus officinalis (garden asparagus)
Lineage: Eukaryota; Viridiplantae; Streptophyta; Magnoliopsida; Asparagales; Asparagaceae
Product: 60S acidic ribosomal protein P0-like
Exons: 2
Coding region: 1-441 (146 amino acids)
Biological process (GO): cytoplasmic translation; ribosomal large subunit assembly
Cellular component (GO): cytosolic large ribosomal subunit
Molecular function (GO): structural constituent of ribosome; large ribosomal subunit rRNA binding
Source: RefSeq, a predicted model, not a curated record